Molecule: messenger RNA, 7450 nt
Organism: Amoebophrya sp. A120
Lineage: Eukaryota; Dinophyceae; Syndiniales; Amoebophryaceae
Source: the annotation of a GenBank genome assembly
AGUGUCUCGUAUACUUUCCUGACCCGCCUAGUAUCCCUGCCUUUUCUUUUUGGUCCCCGUUCAUCUUCCAACUAAGCAUCGCUUAUCUAGUAAAGUCUUCAAUGUGCAAAAUCUAUUUACUCUGAUAUUGCACUACAUUUCGCACCCGACCUGAAGCGCUUCGCCUUACUCAACUACUAAUGCUGCGUCUACUUUCACCCAAAAGAUUCAAAUUGCAGAUGAAAAAUAGUGGCACGACCGAGAAGGCAGGGCACGUAGUCGCUUACGACCUGUUUUCGACAUUGCUUGAGCACGUCCUUUAAUUGAAAGUCUACAUGUUGUCUUUUUAGCUGCUCGACCGCGUAAGCAAUCCCUCAUUGUCGUCGCUAUGCCUACGUUUCUUGGAAAGUGAAAUUUCACAUUGCUUAUCGGGCAAGUGGAUCAUCUCUCUGUUUCUGCAAUUUUACCCGCGUCAGUUUUAUAGGUUUCCGUAUAAAUCUUUCAAAUCUUCUCGUCGUCCACAGCCCAUUCUCGCGCCUACGAAAUGUCCGAAGACAACAUCUUCGGGCUCAAAGAGGAGCCCUACUACGUGUGGGGCUACGGCUACAUCUACACGGGCGUCCAGCGCGCUUUGGAGCUGGAGCGGGAACAGGAAAAAGCACUGCUGCUCCCCACAGAAGACGAGCAGCAAACGGAGCUGGAGCGCAUUCGGGCGGAAGCGCUGAAGACCUCGUGGCCCAUCGCGGGGGAGAACAAAGCGGACUACAAUUACAAACAGGUAUUCAUUUAGUACUUUAUUUACUUAUGCAUGUUGACGAGCAUGACACAGAGAGACGUAGUACCCAUCUUGCAUGUUUUGCAUGACAGAGUUACGCGAUAAUUUUUCUACUAUCAGGUCUACCGGCGGUGGUACCCGGAAAACAUCACGGACGCCGACUACCGCGCGUUGCAAGAUGAAGCCGUGUGCAAGCCCGUCCCAACGGACGACGACAAGACGAAGAAGACCAAGGAAAAAGCCAAGGCGAAAAUCCUCAGCAAGCGGCACCUGUUCCGCACACUGUGGAAGAUUUGGGGCUAUGCAAUGCAAAAGCAUCCCACUAGUACAUCAAACUGCAUUACAAAGUUGCUCAGCAUGACGAAUGCAAUUUCUGAUGCUGUUUCACCUUAGGAAUCAGAUUUGUCAUGCAUAUUUGCAAUUAGUACGAGUGCGAUACUUUUGCACAUGAUAGGGGCCUGGAGUGGAGUUUGGCGGGGCUGGGGUACUUCGCAAAGUCCGUUUCCGAUUUCACCGGUCCGGUGUUUAUCACCUUGCUGAUCACGUCCAUAGCGGAACUGAAAAUGGUAAAGUUCGUUUGGGUCAUCGUCCUUCUAUUCGUCGUGCGCAUGGGCGGUGCGUUGGGCCUGCAGUACGGCGUGCACUGGACGAUGCGGGAGGGCAUGCAGAUGCGCGGGGUCUGCGCCUUGGCGGUUUUCGAGAAAAUACUGCACAUGGAACCCGCGACCAGGGAAUUGGGGUAAGUAAGAAGUUUCAUUUACGAUCUAGUCCAGGGAUUUUUCCUGAUGCAAAUGCAAAGCGUGACAGCAAAUGAUUAUUAUGCGGCAACUACGGCAUGCUUACGCUUAGACUACCGUGUUAAAGGAAAGAAAAAUUCACCCAGCAAUCUGACCAACCUCCAAUCUGUGGACGCCCAGGCGAUCCUGGACACGGUGCCCUUUGUCCACUGGGUUAUCAAACAAAAAAAGUUCGUUGCGAUCACUCAUGCGCAUUUUUGCAAUACAAAAAUUUCUGUAAUGCGUAAAGAUGCAGCACAGUCUAACUUCAUAUGGGAUUUCUCUUGUCUGUAGCUAUGCAAUACAAGGAAAAGCUGUGAUGCUAAAAAAAUUUGUGAUGCAAAACCUCCAAGUUAAUGACUGUGACAAACCUGUUUUCCUCAAUAUGGGUGCUCAUCAUGCCGAUCGCGUUGAUUUUCGGUACUGUCUACAUCUCCGUCCUGAUCGGCUGGUCCGCCAUUCUCGGAUUUAUCGGCGGUGGCUUGCUGAUGCCGCUGGCCUGGCGCUUGCAGAAGAAUCUGGGUACGCUAUCCUGAGUGAAAACGUCCCCACUCGAGAUUCAAGAUGGGGACUUUGCAACACAAGCCUAGAAGCUUUGGUAGUCACGCAUGACAAGUUGCAGUGCGUGGCGGACUGCAGGUUCUUAGUAAGGACAGCCGCAUGGCAAAUCCUGCUGCUUAUCCUGUCUACAGCAUUACAAAUUCCAAAACGUCACCACUAGAAAUAACGCUUCUCAUGGGGAUGCGGAUUACAAAUGUUCUUGUCAUCGCAAAUCCGCAUGACAGCUCUGGGAUUGGGACGUUUUUACAGGGGAUACACGCUGGAGAAGAAGCGGCUGGCCGUGAAGGACAAGCGCGUUGUAUUACAGUGAAAAGUGCCCCCCACCCCUCAAAUUGCAAAAAUUUGUCAUGCGUAAGGUUUUCAAAUGAAGAACUUUUUUAUCUAUGCAUGAAAGGAGUAUGAAUCUUUCUGAUGCAGAGUCUAGGCGUGUAUCCGACAUCGCUUGCAUGACAAGCGCCGCUCUUGCUGGGGUCUUUUGCAAUACAAAUUUUCGCUAUUCACGAUUGGAAACCUGUGAUGCUGAUAGGUGCAAGAGGGCGAAUCAAUGUUUCAUUUGGAAAGGUUUGCAAUACAAAUGCUUUCAAGUUCGGGGGUGGGGGCAUUUUUCAUUCUGAUACGUUGCCGCGGUCACGGACAUGCUGGAAACCAUGCGGGUGACGAAGAUGAUCGCCAGGGAGACGUAUUGGAUUCUGUACGUCCAGGAAUUACGGGAGAUGGAACUGCUUUACCACGCGCGGUUUCUCCGCGCGAAGUGGUUGCUCCAGACCAUCAUGAUCUCGAUCCCGAUUUUACAGCUGCUCAUCGCCUUCAUCUUGGAAGAGAUUGUGUUCGAAAACCGCCUCGGCCUGACGCAGUCCUUCGAAAUGUUGGCCAUGUUCAGUACCAUGCAGAUGCCCUUGUCCAUGAUGGGCUUCAUGCUGAUGAUGUACCGCAGGUUAAUGGCAUCAGUGGACCGCAUGAAUUCUUUCUUGCAAGAGGCGAAACCGUGGCGGAUUGAGGAACGAGUGGCGUUGAUGAACAGCUCCGGAGCAUCAAAUACAGGAACAACUUCUAGCGCACUGAAUACCGAAGAGAACAACAAUACGAAUACGAACAAGGACACCACGAUUUCCGAGCAGUUACAGCAGGAAUCCGCCUACACGGUGAAGAUCAGCAACAACGCGUGCUUUCGCUGGGUCCCCGACAGCAAAGCGCCGACGCAGGACAAAGAGAAAUCAUCCGAGGCGUCGUCCCCAGUGAAGAAGGAAGCGUCUUCAAACAGCGUUCCCGGCCGGCGGCGCGCCAGUUUGCCGCAGGUGGCGCUGGAAUCGACGACCUUUUGCUGCUCCCCGAAGAAACAAAGAGGUGAUAAAGAGAAACCAGAGGAAACAACAACAAGCGCAGAAGACCAACAAGCGAAGGAAGACCUUCCCGAGUCUCCGAAAUCCACCACCAAAGGCACUUUUCGUCUCCAAUUCGGAUCCGAGAUCUCCAUCCCACUCGGCGACAUCGUCACUAUCGAGGGCCCGGUCGGGAGUGGAAAGACCGCUUUCUUGCAGGCGUUGCUUGGAACGUUGGACGUCGUGGCUCCUAGUACUUCUACUUCCGGAGAAGAAGGAGGGGAAGAAGCAGGUGGAAGCGCCACGGGAGCUGAUGCAAGUGCAGCAUUAACAACUCCUCCCCCAGUUUCCCGCCCGGAGCGAAUCGCCUAUUGCCCGCAAUCCGCGUGGGUCAUGAACAGCACGAUUCAGGAAAACGUCGUGUUCGGCUCUCCCCGCGUAUGAGAGUGCACAGCUCCCACUCCCUCUCAUUUGUCACGCAAAAUCCCAAGUGCGCCCUUUGCUUCUUGGCACUGCAUGCAUGACAGAUUCCGGAAGCCAAAACAGCACUACAAUCCUGCGGGAAUUUGUCAUGCAAAAGCUGCAUUUUUGCCAGCGCUUGAGUUGCUAUUCAUGCAAUACAAGAAAUGAGCGGGCGGGGGUGUUGUGCACUCUUAUACCGCGGUUUGGACGAACCAAGGAUGUGGAAGUGCCUGGAGGCGGUGGCGUUCGACGAGGAGGUCCGGAAGAUGUCGCAACAAGCCGAAACCUCGAUCGGCGACCGGGGUAUUGCCCUCUCCGGCGGGCAGAAAGCGCGGCUGAGUCUGGCGCGCGCGUUGUACUCGGAGGAAAAGGUUUUGCUACUGGACGACCCGUUCGCAGCGUUGGACGUGCAUGUGUCCAAGCACACGGCGGAGCAGUUGGUCACUUUUUUGAAGGAGGAAAACCGAACUCUGAUCAUCGUCUGCAGCAAAACCCCGAACAACAUUGCGAAGACACGGAACCAGAAGAUCUUAGUGUCGGAAACGGGGGUAGUCACCUGCGAGCCCGUGGUGAGGAAGAGCGAGGCUGCCGCGACAGGAGCUGACGGGAACACGAUCAGCCCGGAGUCCAGUCCACCGAAUUCGCCGGAGGCGAAGAACCGGUCCGCCUUGGAAGACGUGAAUCUGAUGACCACCGAGGAAGAGAAGGCAGCGGCGGAUAGCAAGAAAAAGGAAGAAAAGGAGAAAAUCGAGUCCAAGGGCGCCGGCGCGGUCCCCUUCCGCUUUUACGUCUGGCUGGCGGCGCACACGUAUGCAUUGCAAAAGUGUCUGGGUCUGCAAAAGUGCCAGGUUGGGGUUUGUCAUGCGCUGCCAGCAUGACUGUCAAGUCUGUCAUGCAAGGUACCCAAAAGUGCCACUUUUGUGUCAUGCAAAAACCCAGUUUAUCAUGCAGAAUAGGCAACACCUAGCGAGGACUCAAAAUCUGUCAUGCUGAGCCGUCAUUUCUGGCGUUCUCUUGAUUCGCCAACCAGCAUCACAAGUUUCCAGACCCAGACAUAUCUGCAUUUGAUAACACGAAGGCAGGAACGAUUUCCAUGAUCGUCGUGGCGUUGGUGGUUCACACGCUGCUAUGCAAGAAAAAAACUGUGUAAGUGUAAAGCUGUGAUGCAGAACAUGCCACAGGGUUACGCCUGUCAUGCCAGGCAACCAUGAAGUCCUCUGUUCAUGUGUAUUUUCCCCUACAAGCCACGCAUGACAGGUUUUCUCUGUCAUGUAGAGCAAAUUUGUCAUGCUGUCAGCCAAAGAAAGUUACACUAACGCAGCUUUUUUCUUGGAUAGCUGUUGAAGAUGCUGAUUGAGUACGUCAUCGCCGAGUACGGGGAGCAAAACGACAAACGCCGAGAUGUUACGGACACUGGAGCGCCUGUUUCCGCUUACGAACAGAUCGCGGAUGACAACGCGAUCGACUUUCUGUCCCCUUGGUGGGCGGACGAGAAGGGGGCGGAUGAGGAGGCCGUGCAGUUUAUCUUCGUCAUCGGAGUCCUUUCCUUGCUCUUCGUUCUCCUCUUUUACGCCGCCGCGAUCUUGUUGGUCCAAGGCACUUUGUCCAUCUCCAAACUGAUGCAUCGCAACCUCCUCCACGCCCUGACCUCCGCGAAGAUCAGCUUCUACGAGAGCACCCCCGUCGGCCGGGUUCUGAACCGGUGUUCUGCGGACUUUGACGUGAUCGACCACCAAUUGCCGCAGAACGCGGAGUCCUACUUCCAGUGCGUCGUGAAACUCGCGACGGCGGUGGUGGUGAUUUCCGCGGGCGCGCCCUUCUUCAUCGUGCCGAUGCUGCUCUUCAUGUACGUGUUUAUCGUGGCACAGGAGAUGUUCCGGCCGUUGGCGAGGUUGUUGCAGAGAAACGCCGCGGCGGACAAAUCACCUGUUUUCUCAAAAUUCGACCAGUUUCUCCAGGGGCUACCCGUUCUGCAGGCGCACGGGCAGGGGGCGUUGUGGUACGAGAAGUUCGCAGAAUUGGUCGACGUGCAGCACCAGAGCUACUGGGUCAUGAACCAGGGCAACCGGUGGUGGGGCGUGCGGUUGGAAGCCUUGUCCGUGGUGUUGCUGACCCUAGUGCCGUAUCCUGUGCAAAACUAUCGUACUCGUAUUGCAGUCCUGCAUUACAAAUCUUUUUCUUAAGGUAAAUCCGCAUUACAAAUUUUGUUUCAUCGCAUGCACAUGCUGAAAAAAUUUGUAAUGCAUUUAUACGAGUAGGAGUGCGAUACUUUUGCCAUGCAUAUGCCAAUCUGCCUCUUAAUGUGGAAAGAAUACGUGCACGAGGGGUUGGCGAAGCCGGUGAUUGCGGUGGUGAUCCUGUACAGCAUGCAAAUGACGUUUUUGUUCAACUGGAGCGUGCGCAUGCGCACGGAGUUCGAGGCGAAGAUGGUGUCGGUCGAGCGGGUCCAUGAGUACACGGUGCUACCGAGUGAGGAGGACCAGGAGCAAGCUGUGAAGGAGAAAAAAAUCAACCCGAAAACCAUGGCAAAGCUCGCGGACAAAGAUCUCCUACUCACCGGAGUCGCAGGUGGAAUUGCUGCUCCUGCGACGGCGGUUUCCCCUGGUACUACGGACCCCCGCCCGACUCCCGCUGCCAUGAUGCUCUCCUUUGAAGACGUGAAACUCCGCUACCGGCCGCACAACCCCUACGCGUUGAAGGGGGUGAACUUCCAGCUACCGGGCGGCACUUCCACCGCAGUAGUCGGGAGAACCGGGAGCGGAAAGAGCUCGCUGUUCGCGGUGUUGCUCCGGUUAGUGGAUCAAUACGAGGGGAAAGUGAUUCUCAACGGCACCGACAUCUCCGAGUUCGCCCUCGCCGCGCUCCGCGGGACGUACCUCGCAGCGGUGCCGCAGGAUCCGUUGUUGUUUUCCGGUCCGGUCAGACACAGCUUGGUACCCAGUGAGAUGCGGAAGAACGUGAAGAUUUUCGUGAACAAUGAACUGGACAAAUACGAAAAUUACGGGGAGGGAAGUGCGACGGCAGGAACGAAGAAGAUCAACGUCGACAAGAAUUCGGCGACCGAGUCCUCAGGGAACUGUAAAGAAAAUCUCCCCUACUUUCUCGACGACGACCUGGUCUACGAGGCACUGGAGACCGUCGGCUUGAAGCAACUCGUCCUGGAUCGUGGCGGCCUGGAUGAUUUCCUUGUCGACCCAACCGCCACCGACUUGAGUUUUGGCCAGCGGCAGCUACUCUGCGUGGCGCGCGCCCUGAUCAAGGUGCGCGCGGCGCGCCGGGCGGGCAACAACAUCAUUUUGAUCUCCGACGAGGCGACGAGCAGCCUAGAUCGGGCGACGGACCUGAAAAUCCAGACGGUUUUGUCCGAGGAGGCGAAGGGGAACCCGAAUUGCUGUGUGUUGUCGAUCGUCCACACGCUGGACAGCAUCAUUCCGUGCUACAGCUACGUCUUGACCAUGCAGGACGGCGUGGUAGAGAGUCACGGGCCGCCGGCGGAAAUCGCGGCAAAGCCGGACAGUCUGUUCGCGCAGAUGCUGCAGAAGGCGGCCGUGGAGAAAAAUGAGAGCUCCAAGGAAUAG